This is a messenger RNA of Triticum turgidum subsp. durum (durum wheat), 714 nucleotides long. Lineage: Eukaryota; Viridiplantae; Streptophyta; Magnoliopsida; Poales; Poaceae. The record is from the annotation of a GenBank genome assembly.
AUGGCUGCUACUGCUGCACUAGUCUUUGCAGGGAAGUCGGUUGCAACCCCAGCCAUCUCAUUCAUCCUGAACAAGGCAUUCGGUUAUCUCAGUGAGUGGUACAAGCCUAACGAUCUAGAGGAGCUCAAGAAUAAUCUGUCAGAAAAGCUCACGGACAUCCAAGCGGUGUACGAUGUUGUUGAUCAUCAGGAGAUCAGUGAGGAGAGCAAUGGACUAGCUGAGUGGCUCUGGCGAUUCCGCGAUGCAGUCGAGGAAGCUGAGGAUGCACUUGAUGAGAUGGACUACCACAAGCUUAAAGAAGAGGCAGAAGCCCACAGCCUAGGACAGGUGCGUAAUCCGUUCACAAAGUUUUUCAAAGAACAGAUUGUUGGCAAGGCUGCAAGGAUGACUCCUGAGGGAAACAUGGUAGAGAAGCUGAGGGAGGCCAUAGAGAAGUUAGAAACUGUUGCUAAAGAUGUGGGUGGUUUCCUUCAGCUUUUAUGCCGUGUUGAUAAUCUUGUCCUGCAAGAUCGCGCUGAAAGAAGUGUAUACCAGACUAGCUCCACUUUGGUGCCUAUUGAGAUAUUUGGUCGUGACAGUGAGAAGAACCAGGUGAUAAGGUGGUUGACUGAUAAUGUAUAUGAUGAUCCAGAUACUGUUAUUCAGGUACCGGUUUUUGCAAUAAUCAGAAUUGGAGAAAGACAACCCUUGCUCAGAUUGUGUGCGAAGAAUUGA